AGAGAGGCAGUCGGCUCGUCGCUUACGGAAAGCCGCUUGUUGCACUUUUGCAAGCGCGAGACUUUGGCGACUCACUAGACAGGUCUUCCAUCCAUUUUAAUAGUCACAAUACCUCUCCGGGUAUUAUUUAUCCGUCGCAAGUAGGUCAGGAUGCUGUUGUCCGGGCGCUGCAAGCGUGGCCCGUCUCGAUGUGUUCGCGCCGGGGCCUCCUCUGGUUCGAAUCCUCUCAUUCCUCGGCAUGGACAGCCACAGCUAUCAAGCAUGGGACCGUCGCGGCAACAGCUUGCCUCAGCGCCAAAUGCGGCUUUUGCAGAGCUCGAAGCGCUGCCCGCAGAUGAACCAGCUGCUCCGGCUGCGGUUUCCAAAUGCCCAGUCACACAAAUGAAGAGCGCACUUAGCGCAUUUGUGCGUGACUCUGGAGACCAAGUUGCCGAAACCGGAGCGCCAACCGCAACGCGACCAAUUCCUGGGCCAGCACCGCUCAGUCUGGAAGCACUGAAGGACGUGAGCGUCAUCUUCUUCGAGGGCUUGCACGUGGCACAGCUCAAAUUCAGCGAGAAGUACGGGCCCGUCUGCCGCUUCGCCAACCCCGCCUCGCUCAACGGCGCCACCAGCUGGGUGUUCAUCAACAGCCCAGAGAACAUCCAGCACGUGUGUGCGACCAACGUGCGCAACUACAGCCGCCGCUACCUCCCCGACAUCUACACGUAUGUGACGCACGGCAAGGGCAUCCUGGGCUCGCAGGACGAGUACAAUGCGCGGCACCGGAGGCUGUGCUCGGGCCCCUUCCGCAACAAGUGGCAGCUGCAGCGCUUCUCAUCCGUGGUUGUGGAGCGGUCCAAGCGGCUGGUCGACAUCUUCAGUGCCGCCGCCGCCGCCGACCCGUCCGGCGCCUUCACCACCGACGUGGCCACCCAGACGCAGCGGCUGACUCUGGACGUGGUGGGGCUGGUGGCGUUCAGUCACGACUUUGCGUGCGUGGAGCAGGUGCAGCGGGACCUGGCGGGCGCCACCGCGGGCGACGGGCGCAGCGGCGUGCUGCAGGACCGCGUGCUGUGGGCCGUCAACACCUUUGGCGAGGUGCUGGCGCAGGUCUUCAUCACGCCGCUGCCGCUGCUCAAGGCCAUGGACCGGCUGGGUGCGCCCCACCUGCGGCAGCUGGGCGAGGCGGUGUCCGUCAUGCGGGCGGCCAUGCUGGACGUGAUCGCGGAGCGGCGUGCCUCGCUGGCCGCGGGCGGGCGGGGCCGUGACGACCUGCUGCAGGCGCUGCUCACGGCCACGGAGGAUGACGGCCGGGGCCUGAGCGAUGAGGAGCUGUGGGAGGACGUGCACGACAUCAUGGGGGCGGGGCACGAGACCACCGCCACCACCACCGCCGCGCUGCUGUACUGCAUCAGCGCCCACCCGCAUGUGCGCCAGCGGCUGGAGGAGGAGCUGGAUGCCGUGCUGGCGGACGGCGAGGCGCCCACCUACGAGUCGCUGGAGCGCAUGCCCUACCUGCAGGCCUGUGCCAAGGAGGUGAUGCGCCUGUACCCGGCCAUCCCCGUGUUCCCGCGCGAGGCCGCCCGGCCCGACGUGCUGCCCACCGGCCACGGCGUGGCGGCGGGCGACGUCGUGUUCAUGAGCAGCUACGCGCUGGGGCGCAGCGAGGCGGUGUGGGGGCCGGACGUGCUGGAGUUUGACCCGGACAGGUUCUCUCCCGAGCGCGAGGCGCGGCAGCACCGCUUCCAGUGGCUGCCCUUCGGCGCCGGGCCGCGCAUGUGCCUGGGCGCGUCGUUCGCACAGAUGUCUGUGGCGCUCAUGGCGGCUACGCUGCUGCAGCGCUUCCGCUUCACGCCGCUGGCGCCCUGCUCCCCGCUCAUCCCGGUGGGCUACGACAUCACCAUGAACUUCGGACCCUCGGGCGGCCUGCGCAUGCGCGUGGCGCCCAGGCAGCGCGGGCAGCAGCAGUAGCUGAUGGCAGCAGCGGCAGUAGCAAGGAGCGGCGGUAGCCGCAGGAGCGGGCAGCGACAAUAGCAGGAGGCAGGCGUAGCCAGCAGGCAGCAGGCGGCCAGCCGCGGCGGCUGUAGCAGGACCGGCCGCGGCGGUGAAGCCGUGGCGGCUAGGGUAGGAGCGUUUGGUGGGCAUGGUGUGCGAGGCCAUCGGGCCACGGCUUGAAGGAAGCGGUGUGGGGCAAGGGCUAUACUGGGCCGAAAAGAAAUGGGGGACUGUUGCAACUGGAGCAAAUCCCUGCAGGGACAGCCCGCCCGUACAAGAGAGAAGAAACACGUGUGCUCAACUGCGUACGUACUUGUAUGUCAUGUGCUGUGCUUGUCGUAUGUUCGAUGAUGGUUGAUAUGGGGGCGCUGAGCUGCUGUUUAAACCACAAUGGUCACACGCACACAACACGGAUGUCAUGCCUCAUAAACAACACCGGUCUAGCUGUACGGUAGUAGUGUCAGCAUGAGGUCAAGUGCCAUCCGUGUUUGUCGCUUGUUCCUGUCUUAUGUUAUGUGGAAAAUGUACAAUGACGCAGGGAAUCACUUUUCCUCGCGUGUGCCUUGGCGCACAUCAGAUGCAGCGCAUUGUGGAGGAUGGAGAGGAAGAAAUACUGUACGAGCACCACGCGUGAAGCCUGAACUGUGUUGGGGUUUGGACUUAGUCAGCGGUUGUGAGGGCGGUCAUUGCGACAUAGUUGUAGUUGGGAUUUGGAUUGCGUUUGUGCGUUUGGAUUGGGUUGAUUGGAAGGCUCCACGCGAGUUGGCUUGGGCCGGUGAUGCUGGUGAUCAGGUGAUGGGUUUGGAAGCGUGAGGUCGGGAGCCGUACCCACGACAGUCAGCGGUGUUUGGACACAACCUACUGUGCUAACCCCCGCGCACUACAUUUUUGCCGGAUGCGUGAUAUAUUGUGAUCCCCAAAGCAAAAUUGAAGUGGGGACAUCCGGCGCGCUGGAGGCGUUGUGGUCGUAUGGUGAAUUGCGGGCGGCGGGUUCAGGUUGUCGCCCGAGGCUUGACGAUGAAACAAGAUAAGUGCAUAAUGGUGAACCCUGGUAACAUUGCAGGGUAUACGAGACGUGGCGAGGCAGAAUGAGCAGCACUCAGGCUGGCAAUAAUAGGCGCACGACCGCAUGUGACCACACUCGCAGGCAUGCUGGAGAAUGCCCGUCCGUAUUGGCAGAACACACCGAGCCUGUAUUUUGUAGGCGGCGUGGUGGUAACUUGGAUUGGAUGCAGUGGGGCAGAACUGGUUUGUACAGAGCUAAUGGCCGUACGGACAUGAAUCGCAGCAAGAAAAGUGGCUCUCCCGCUCAAGGAGAUGGGCAGGGAUCGUGAGCAAUUACGGACGUGCGGAUAGAUAGUGUGGACGUGCAGUUCGUUUGGUGGUGGACAGGCGCUGUCCCUAGUGAGUGAGUUCGUGAUUCCGUGUUGCCUUGCCUUGCAAGAGCAGCAGCAGCCGGCGGAGGAGGCGGGCAGGCAUAAGAAUCAGGGCUCCUAUCCAAGUGCCAGACCCCAUGCCCCAAAAUCCCGGCCGGGACCCCCCCUGAGAGGAUGACCGACCCCCCCCCCCCCCACAGACAAAACCUUGUUGUUUAGUGGUUAAAUCCCUCAAUGUAAUACCAAAGUGGU
Molecule: messenger RNA, 3605 nt
Organism: Chlamydomonas reinhardtii
Lineage: Eukaryota; Viridiplantae; Chlorophyta; Chlorophyceae; Chlamydomonadales; Chlamydomonadaceae
Exons: 14
Coding region: 382-1953 (523 amino acids)
Molecular function (GO): monooxygenase activity; heme binding; iron ion binding
Source: RefSeq, a predicted model, not a curated record